Molecule: messenger RNA, 27528 nt
Organism: Podarcis lilfordi (Lilford's wall lizard)
Lineage: Eukaryota; Metazoa; Chordata; Lepidosauria; Squamata; Lacertidae
Source: the annotation of a GenBank genome assembly
AUGCACCAGCUAGAUAUCUUCACAACUCAUGGCCUAUUGGCAAAAGCUAAAAAAAAUGGUGAGGCUUUACUUACCAAGCACAUCUUUACAAAUUCUUGUAAAGAACUGUUGGGGAUUGAUGCUUUACGGGUGUUUCUUAUUAUUUUAUGCUAUGAUGAUGAUGUUGGUGAGAAUAAUAAUAAUACCGUCUUGGCCUGAAUAUAAGACACACCCACAAAUAAGCCGCACCUUUAAAAUUCAAGACUUUCCAAUCAACUGUAACCUUGCAACUUAAAUUUGUCAGUGUGUGAUUGAAGCCCACCUGAAAACAGUGACCAUCUGGCAGGGGUGCCAACUUGAAUAAAAUAUUGUGGGGACCCAGGUAAGCCCUGCCCCACACAGCGCAGUGCGCACACACCAUUUGAAUGCGAAUGCCCAUUAACUGGAGUGGGCAGUCCUAGCAUAGCUGCUAGGAUUUUAGGAUUUUAUCACCAGAACAAUAAAAUAAACACCUAUCCACCCACCUACCUACCUCUCUUUCUUUAUAUGGAAACUGAAAUUCUUAAAUGUUCCCUGAACCUGAGUGUUUAGAGAUUUCAGGUGAGUGGGGAAUCAAAAGGAUGAGAUCUCAAACUCUAGUAACAAUUGAUGUUAGUGUCAAAGAUUAUAUGCUGAAUAUCCUGGUACAGUAAAUAGCUCAGACCACAUUCCUGCUCCCGAUUACAACUCCAUCUAAUUGCUGUCAGUGUGGUUUCUAUGCUUAGGAUGACAGACUGGUGAGUUUCCAGCGAGUAGGUGUCAAAUUCCCUCACAUCUCACUUUCAAGUUUUAUUAUCUGUAAUAAAUAAGGAGUGAGUAAAGCCUACAGGGAAGAAUAAAAAACAUGAGUUGUCUUGCCACGUUGUAUCAUGUUCAUAAACUGAUGAUCUAAAACCAACAGCUAACAGACAACACGAUAGUGAAGAACAGUUACGUCCUCGGUUUUCAAGGAGCAAGAUUAGCAGAUUAUUAUUAUUAUUUUAAAUGAGGUGAAAUACAUGGAGUAUUCUGCUAAAUUUGGGAAAUCAUUCCCAUUGAGACAUUAAGUGCUCUUUCAUAAUGAGCAUUUCCCCUUAUGAGCUUCUGUGAAUAUUUUUUAUUGGCGCACUGGAUUGAUUGAGUUUUUAAAGACGCAGGAUCUAGAUCAAAGAUGGUCGAACUUUCCUCACCCCCAUCCCCUCCAGCUUCACAUCACAACUGGAAUGCUAAUUGAGAGCGUCUCCUAGAAACACCUUUUAAGAACCCAUUUUUUUAAGUGUCUGGCUUAAAAUUAAUCUCAUUUUUCCAGUAUGUGUAUUCUCACAUUCCCAUCUGAAAAUGGGUGUUUGGUAGUACAGAGCACUGCACACAGUUUAGGCAAUGCCGCUUUUCCUUUUGCAUAUGUUGAACUUCAUGAUCUCUUCCCCCAAGAUAAACUGCUGGCAUCCUGUGUUCCAUGUUUACAAGCAGGAAUCCCCAGGUGGUGGAGGUGGCAGUGUUGGAGGCAAUUCUGUUGCUGCAGGGCAGAUCUUGCAGAUCCCCACUCAGUCACACACACACACACCCCUAAAGGGUUGGGGGGGGUGUCAGAUGCAGCUAAGCAGGGUUUUGACAAGAUAGGAGUUGAAGAGAGGGAGAGUCUGCAGACCAGCCAAGCACCAAAUAGGCAUAUAAAUUCCUGCAUACUCUGAGCUUAAUCUGCCAUGGUAGACCGGCAGGGGUUGGGGUCAGGUAGGCAGGACAGAAAGUGAAUUGAGAGCUACUGGUAGAUCUCUGAUAUGCAAUAGACCAGCCAGGAUUCUGAUUCUCACUUGUUUAUCAUCAACAAAAAGGACAUGCACACACACCUAUAAUUUAGGCAACUAAGUUGAAGAAAGCUCAGGAGCAAAAUCUCUCUGUGUGUGUGGUCUGUGAAUUCAGUGCUGGUACUGAAAACAAUACUAUUCAUCCUAAUGACACUUCCAGCCUGCUACUACUUUUGGGUGGGAUUCAAUCGCAUAAUGGCAAAUUGAGGGUCCACUCUUACAGUUAAUUUGGAGGUCUUGCGCAACAAACACACUCCUGCAGCAGACUGAACUUUGGGUAGGUGAUCAAGAAAGGGACAGGGAAAUGCACAGGGGAGUGUGGGCUAACACAUUCAUUCAUUCAUUUUAAUCUGCCCUUCAUUCCAAAAGAGUCCAGAGCGGCACUUUGCUUGCUUUGACACAAUGUCCUCUAACCUAAGGUUACCAGAUUUUUUUCAAUGAAUCCGGGGACUACAUACAUACAUACAUACAACACGUUCGGGAUGUUGAUGCUGCAGUGAUGGCGGUGGCAGAAGGAAGGGAGGUUUCACACUGCCUUUUGGAACAGCCCCAUCCCAACUCCUACUUGCAAGUAAGCAGGAGAGGGUGGGGAUCCCUCAGCUGGGAAGGGAGGCUUCCCGUUGCCUGAGAGAUCCCUGCCCCCUCCUGCUUGCACGCAAGCUCUGAUACAGCAUGAAGCUUCCCUUCACAGCUGAGAGAUCCCUGCACCGCUCCUGCUUGCACACAAGUUGGAGUUGGGAGGCUGUUCCCAUAGGCAGCAUGAAGCCUCCCUUCACAGCUUAGUUGCUGGGGUCAGGGAAGGUGGAGGCAGCCCAGAAGCUGCAUCUUAGAGCCCCUGCACCACCAUCAUAUGGGGACUUCCAAGCAGCUUCUGAAGCCAGCCAGAGCCAACCUCUGCAGUUGAGACUGCUGCUGCUGCGUUUCCCAGGGACAUUAGAUGAAAUCUGCAGACAUUCUGGUGAUGGAAUUUGACCGGGGACUUACUCACAAAUCCAGGACUGUCCCCAGGAAACGGGGACAUCUGGUAAUCCUACUCUAAUCUCUCUGAAAGCAAAUUGGAAUGAAUGCUCAUUAAAUAGCAAAUGUUAUCUAACCUCCCUGCAAACAGAUCAGGAUGAAUACUCAAUAAACAGGUCAUAUGGUAGUGUUCUAAGAGUAUGUUGCCUCUGCCCUGUCGCUAUUUUGCACUUGGCUCCAUUUGAUGGACAUCACGCAUCAUAGACCCCACAAGCCCAUCUUGGCAGUAGACCCUUCUCAAGAUCACCCUGACAUAUCACAAGGUAGGUAAGUUCACAACACAAUCUGAAUAUUACUGACUAUUGAUGCCUUUUGGUUCUUUCAACACCCCAGCUUGUUCAGUUCUACAAAAUCCAAACAAAAACAAUUGUUGUCUGUCCAUCAGUCGCUUUUAUAUUUCUUACAUCAAUGUUUUUCAAGAAGUUAUUGCAAACACUAAUUCUGGAUAAUUGGCUUAAUUAUUCAGCUCCUUUGUAACUGCCAGCCUUUCAGCAUGCUGUAGGUGGCUUUAAUGGAUGUUAAUGAGGCACACGUCACAUUCAAAGGUAUACAAUCUUUGUGAAUGAUAGCCAGGUGAGUAACAAGAGGAAUUUAGAGCACUUCAGACAAAUUCAGAUUUAAUUCUCAAUUAAAUGAAGUGUGCAUCUCAAUUUUAAGUAGAGCAUAGCAAUCAUUUCUAUAAAUACUAGCACUGUGUGAAGAGGACUUAAUGACUGGUAGUUAUAUCCCAGUAAUUAGGGGUGACUGACGUUGUUUACUAUGUAGACUAGCUGUUGGUAUUGACAUCUUGCAUGACCUAUUCAUCAAGUCACUUGGUCUACAUUGCCAAACACAAUCUUUGAGGAUGAUCUUCUCUCCAGUCCCAAUGGAAGGAGCAUUGGAAGCCACUUCGAUCAACAUUGAGCAAGUUGCUUUAGUCUCACAUUGCAAAAGGAUUGGAACACAAUCUGAAUUAUCACUGGUUUUAAUUAUUAUUUUAAAUGUUUUAAAUAGUGGUUUUUAAUUUUUACUGAACAUUUUGUUCUUUUAUUCUUUCUGUAAACAGCUAUGAGGGUUUUAUUACAAUCAAGUGGUAUAUAAAUCUUCUGCAAAAAAAUAAAUAAGGAGCAUUGGUAGGUGUGCACAAGAAAAAAAAUCUUUUAGUGGAUUGUGUCCUUGAUUUACUUUUUGAGUAACAGUUUUUAAAGGAGACAUUUCUGACAGCAGUAUUAUUACAAAAAGCCAAUGGCAAAAUGGAAGCGAUAUAAUCGGAAUUCCUUUGGGAAAUUAAAGGUGACUGGACUUGAUCGACUGGAUACUCAGCUUUGUGAGUGUUCAGGCAUCAACAUACACUACUCAUCUCCAAGCUGAUACCCUGCAGGUGUUUUGGACAAUGACUGUCAUUAGCCUCAGCCAACAUAGCUAUGCUUGGCUGGGGCUAUGGGAGUCAUAGUUCAAAACAUCUGGAAGGGACCUGGUUGGGAAGGUUGGCAUGCAUUGUGAAAUGUAACUUGUGACAGAAAUGGAAUAAAUCAAACCAAGAUCAAGGAUGGUUCUCUAAUCUGUCUAUGCACAUAUAUUCAGAACAUUCCCCAUUGCAUUUCUCUACUAGUUGCUACUUUAAAUUAUUUGCUGGCCACCAGAAACCCUACAAAGGAGCUUCUUGGUUUUUCCAACCUCAUUUAGUGGGUUGUCUCAUAUAUUUUCAUCAGUUUACCCAACUGCAUAAGUCUUCCCAAGCCAACCCUGAGAGUGGGCUCAUGCAGGUGAUUUAAUCAAACCUGAUGCCGCAAGGAAAUCCAGAGUUCUUGGCUGUGGUGAGUUCUGCAACCUCAAAGGCCUUCUGUGUAGCAAUUUUUCAAAUUGCUGCAGUCAAGGUUUGCAGAUCUUAACUCACACAAUCCCCGACAUGGGAUUAGUUACCCCUGGCUGAAAGCCAAUGAGGGAGAAGACAUGGGCACUUUGAGGCUCAGUUACCUGUCUGCACAUUCAUACCUCUUUUCUUCUAGGACUGCAGGUGCACCGAGUGUGAUCUAACAACUGAUCCUUCAUAGAGCAUGGUGCUGAUAAUCCCAAAGCUGCAGGUUCGAUCCCCGAAUGAGACAGCUGCAUAUUCUUGCAUUGCAGAGAAUUGGUCUAGAUUAUCCUCAGGGUCCCUUCCAACUCUAUGAGUUCCCCUCUGCUAAAACUAUUUGUCACACAAUAAUGCAGAUGAGAGGCCCUCAGAACUCUUAACCAUUUCCCAUGGCUAUAUACAGCGGUAGCUUGAUUUUCAAACUUAAUCCAUUCUGGGAGUCCAUUGGACUCCUGAAAUCGUUCAAAAACCAAGACAUGGCUUCCAAUUGGCUGCAGGAGCUUCCUGCACUCAAGUGAAAGCUGUGUUGGACGUUCGACUUCCGAAAAAUGUUCACAAACUGGAACACUUACUUCCAGGUUUGUGGCGUGCGAAAGCCGAUCUGUUUGGGAGCCAAGACAUUUGAGUACCAAGGUACCGCUGUACUGUAAAUAUUAUGGUUAGUAUUGCUGGUGUGAUUAAUUAUGGCAAGUUUUGUUUUUUCUCUUCCAAAUGAUGUUGCUAAAAAGGAAAGCUAGGUGCUGCAAUCCUAACUAUAUUCUCCAGUAAUAUUAAGAUGUAAACAUAUUUAGGAUUUGGCUGAAAAUUUACCAUGGGCACCAUCAAAAGAUAUCAAAAAGAAACAUCAAAUGCACAUAUGCAAAAUGGAGGGCAAUUAGCAAGUCAGCUUUAUCUAUGUGCAAUGUUCCCCUUACACCGAGUACUUCUUAUGGUGAUGCCUUUUAUAAAUAAUACAAAUCAUUCCAGUUAUACACUGUGGGGAAAUGUUGACAUGACCCAUUUGAAAAACAAUGAUGUAGGGUGAGAUCUACUGUGAAUUCCCUAUGGCAAUGAGCUGCAGCUGUUUUGUCCUAUAGUUAUACUACUAUUAAGUGCAAUGAGCUUGGUCCAGAUUACUGAGUUUACCUACCCAUGUUUUUCUGUAAACAACUGCCAGGUGUACAGUUCUGGAGUGUGCCACUUCGCCUAGGACAUUACACACCCUAAAAUUAAUCUAUAAGUGACAGCCAACUCCUCAUAUUCUCCAUGACGACAAUAUUACAAACUGCAGACUUUUCUCCUAUACCAUGGAAUAUCUCCCAGCGCACAGUUAUUUUGGCUGAAUGUUUUAACACAGAGGUUGGCGAACCUCAGGCCCGUGGUGGGUGUGGGCUGCAGCUUUCCAGGCCUGUCUACUUGGCCCUUGGAACCCUCUCUAAGCUGUACCUUCUGCCUAGCCUCACCCCCUCUUCUCAGGUGAUUCUCCUCACUGGCACUGCUUCACACCUGCCACAGAUGUUUUCACAGGGCUGGGAUGUUUGCUCUUGCACUCUGAGAAUGUCUACUACUUGCUUCUGUGCGUGCAGAACCCAUCUGAUUGCACAAUGGUAAUCUAAAUGACCCAGGCUCACAAUGAAUGUGUUAAUUUAUGAAUAUUUGUUUUGUUAUGUGUAAAUUAUUGUCCAAAUGUAUACAAAGGACAUUAAUUAUUAUUUUUUCUUUUUUGUAUUCUUUCUUCUUUCAUGAAUUAAAUAUUAUUAUUAUUAUUUAAAAAUCCACAUGUGCUAUGCAUUUUGCACUUUUGACCAAAGAAAUAUACUCUACACUGAUCGAGCAACCUUAAGUAACAGCUGCAGUGGUAACAUGACUAAGCACUGACUUACAAGAAGCAAAAUUGUGCAGAUUGCAUGUCAUGUAAUAACAAAAUUCAGUUUCCCACUUCUUUUCCCAUGCAGCUACUAUGCAAGGCAAAUAUGGGUCAAUUGCAAAAUCAUAACCCAUUCGAAAUUCACAGCAUUUUUUUAAAAAAUCCACUUUGCUAUUUACGAUCAUCUGUAUUAUGCAACACAGAGCACAGGGUACAUCAUGAUCUUCUUUCAAACUUCCCUAAAUAAUUUCAGCAUGUGUUCCAAUCAAACAAACAGUGGUCUAUGUGCAAAUGUGGCCUCCAAAUAAAAAAAAAACUCAUCCAUGGCUCUCAGAAGACAGUGGAGAGAUCUCCUGCAUCUACUCACUGGAGCUGCGUGUACAAUAUACACUCCAAUCCAGAGAUCCACUACUAAACUUGUAGAGGUGUUCCACUUCAGAACAAGCUCCCUUCUAUCUCAUCCCUGUAAUGGAGGCUUAUUGUCAGUUUUUUUGUUUUUAAGUUUACUACAAACCCCCACCAACUCAUUUAACUUAUCAGGAGGCAGUUUUACCUACCAGGUUUGAUACUUAUAGUAUUCAGUACAAAUUUAGUGUAGCUCUGUAGGAAAACCAUUAUCAAUACUGUAUAUCUCAAGCAAGCAUAUUGUUCCACUUAUUAGUUAAAAGUAUCCUUCUAUAAAUCUCUGAGAUGCCAGUGGUUUAUAUCCAUGUUCCCUUAGAAGCCUACGUCCCAGUAAAAUGUUGCUUUGUUUACAGUUAAAAAAUGAUAGGAAACAGUGGUACAAAUCAGCACAAAGAGAUAAAUGGAAGAUUUUCAGCUUAUGCAAUUUCGUUUCAAAAUUGGCUUACACAAAAGCAACAAUUCCUUGAUAAGCAAUAAAUUUGUGAACCCCUCUUUAUGCAUGUAUUUCUUAAAAUCCAAACAGGUUCCCCAAGGUCAGCUCAUGAUUCAAGCCUGGAGUGCCCGGGGCAUUUUUACACAAACAUUAAAACAGACAAGGAUACUGAUAUCCAUGGAAGUACGUGGUGCCCACUUCCAGUGACAUCUAACAAUUUUUAUUUCAUUUUUGUAACAUACCACAUAAACCACACGACAGAGGGAACCCAUAGAAUAAGGGACUCCAAAAUGCUUACAGAAAAUUACAGGCUCAGGCAUGUCAAACUUCAUGCCAAGAAUGAGGAAAAUUCCAUUCCACUGCCGUUUAUAGUAAACUAUAAUGCAGCAACACUUCCAUAGCUUCCUCUCAAUUGGCGUUCACAGAUUUAGGCAUUUGGCAAUAAUGUGAAAACUAUCAUGAAAAAGAGCUUGCUUUAAAAAUAAAAUAAAAAAUCCCAGCCACAGAGAUUUCACAAUAGUACAGCUCUCAAUGGGUUUCACAACAGUAUUGAUGGUGUUGCCAUUGUGCAGUGACACGUGCAGCACUACACAUACACACACAAGGCUCUUUUUUUGUCUGAAGAACAGUCAGUCAUGCCCAGACCAUGGCAAAAAAAACUAUAACACAUCUAAAGCACAUCUAAAGCACAUUCUUCCUACCCACUCCCCCAAAAAGGAAUCGUGGGAACUGUAGUUUCCCCCUAACAGAGCUAUGAUUCCCAAUACCCUUAACAAACUACAGUUCCCAGGAUUAUUUGUUGAAAGGGGUCGGUUUUAAAUGUAUGAAGCCUUCUUGUAAGCCCAUCUGAAAAUUACACACACGUAUAUAAUAUAAUAUAUAAUAUAUACAUAUCGUGAAAAGCUCCAGAAUUGAAGCAAGCCUCUCAUUUAUCAGACAGUUAUUUCAGAAGGAGGAGGAAAAUGUUUAAACAUUUUUUUCACGGCAUCGCAUACAAGAGAGAGAGAGAAAUAAUUGACAAAGAACAAAGAACCCCCAUUCUGCCAUCUUAUCCUUUUUGACAGCUGCUUCCUCAGUAUAAAGGGCAGUAUAAUUGUUCUCAUCAGUCUUAUAAUUAAAAUCUCUAUCCAGCUGACAUACAAUUUGCAGAGGCUUCCCUUAUGAGUUUAACAGAUGUUGCCUUAUUAGAUCAUGCCUCUGCUGCAUUAAGAAGUGCUAUCAUCAUAAUCAGUGCUUUUGUGCGCCUCCCUUAAUGUUUGUUGUCACAAUCUUCUUGAUUGUACACAUUUGAGAACAGAAAUCAGAUAUCAGGUCUCAAGGGGGUUAUCCACAGUUUAAAGUGUCUCUCCCAUCUUUGUUUAUCCUUUGUGAGGUGGCCUUGCAAGCUUUUAUUCAAAAGCUGUCCUGUAUUAUUCAGCCCACAGGCACCAGCUCCAUCCAGGGCCUCCACCUGCCAAAGGGAUGGAGUAAUACUACUGCAGGGGGAACAGCCUUGCAGAUGUGGGGAAACCCACACUUGUCCCUUCCUAAACCACUAUGUUUAAAACAGGGAAGGGCAACCUGUAGGGGGGGGAGGUGGUGGCAAAGAAAGGUUGAGAAAAGGGGUGUUGGGCCCACUUUCUGCUCCACCCACUACCAUUUUCAACUCUUCCCAUCACCAGCAUGUUGGCCCUGACAGCUUAUGUUCAAAGGAAUGUGGAGAAGGUUCCAGAAAGGGAAAAGGUUCUCCCUAUCUGUUUUUAAAGCUGGGUAACGCAAACUGUGGCACCUCAGAACGGGAGCACAGCCAGGGUGGGGCUUGCACAAGAGUGAAAACUGACCAGGUUCAACAGAAAAUCUGGAGACGUCCAGUUUCAGUUUCACUGCUGAGAUUUAAAUGAAACAUCUAAAUACUGAAUACUGCCAGGACAACAACAAAGGGUCUUCCAACUUUGGUCUGUUCAUUUCAGCUGAGCCUGUGCAAUUCCUCUCUUUGUGGGUUGAGUACUGGGGUUAGGCUCAUAAUAUGGGGGUGGCCUGUUUGGGGUUUAUGUGGGUGUGCUCUCACUCAUCAUCAUCAGUGAUGUCUCAAACACAAGUCCAAUAGGUCCUUGUAUCACUCACACAACCACUCCCAAGGCACUACUCCCAAAUACAACUUCACCUGCUGGUGGAAGAUGGUUACUUUACUACGCUUGCAACAGUACACUGCAAUCCAUGUGCUGAGAAGCUGCAAUAUCCCUGAAACCCAAGUGCUUCCUAGUUUGAAAGAAGUUAUUUCCACACAACAAAAAAAGCACAACUACAACUGCACAUUGAUGUCACAAUAGUUGGGCCCAAAGUAUACCUCUGGGUAUAGGGCUGUAUAUAAAUUCAAUAAACCAAGUACUGGUUUUUUUUAAAAAAAGAAGCAUGAGCUUGCAAUGGUAUAUCUCAUCUAAAGUACAAUGAUUGCACAUUUACACUUGAUUUAAAAUAUAAGUGAUUUGUUAAGCUAUGUUUAACUAUGCACUGUCCUGAAUCUUCCAAAAUGGCCCCAAAUUCCCUCCUAUUUUCUAUCUCCACACCACACGCCAUCUUAUACUUCUCUGCUAUGUCCCCCACCAUUUCAUUCUGAAUUAAAAAGCUCCAAAUGUUGUGAACAUCCCUCAUAGAACAGGGCUCCUUGAUCAUUUUGGUUGCCCUUUCCUGCUCUACAAUCUCCUUUUUGAGGUGAAGCAACCAGAACCAUACGCAGCUUAUCAACUGCGGAAUAGAUUGGCAUAAUGGCAUUGUGAUAUUGGUCGUUUUAUUUUACAUCGUUUAUCAGGAAAGCGCAGUUCUGCCUCACAUCCUUCAAUAAUAGCCAAUUAGGUCUACUCCAAAUGUUGCAGUCCUGAAAUAUUUAACUAAAAAUCAUGGGAAUGUUUAAAGUUACUUUGCACUACUGGCCAUGGGGGAUACCCUACAUUCGGUUUAUCACCUCCUCUACUGCCAUAAAGGGUAAAGCUUAAUUUUUUAAAAUGACCAUGGAAUGUUUUAUGUUUCCAGCAGCUGUGUGGCAUUAACAUAACACCUAUUAAAAUAAGGCCUGAAAUAGAAUAAUGAGAGCUGGUGUCCUCCUGGGGACUGUUUGGUAUAUUAAGGAGGAAGUUGAGUAGAAAUAAACCCUUUGGCCCUUGAGAAAGAACUAGUGGUGUUUUAUUGCAACAGGAUGGCUGCAAUACUCUUACCAUAUUAGCUGUAUCACAAUAUGAAUGACUGCUUAAGUACACAUUUAAUUUUAGCUUAUUCUGCAUCCUUCAAAAGAGCAUAAAACCAAAUAAAGCACAUUUUAGGAAAGGGAUAUUAAUUUAUUACAAAUGAUGUUUAGGAGUCAUCUCACUGUCCAUAGGCAUUCAAGGCAAUGUGGAAAAUGACAGCCAGAAAUGAAUUCAUAUUACAUUAAAAUACAGAAUAAAAUGCUAGAAACAUACCAAACAGCACCAAAAAUAUAAAUUUAAACAGUACAAAAGCCCCUAAUAAAAUGUCUAUUUUGGGCAGCAAUCCUGUUACUACUAACCUCGGAGCAAGCAUCAAAGAAAGCUCCAAGACUUACGUCUUAUUAAACAUGUAUAGGAUAGCACCCCCAAAUUGUUGAUCCCUAGUUUAUUCAAAUCUAACAGAGUAAAGACAAUAAUAAAAUCAGCACUUAAAGGAAGACCAAAUAAAAACAAAAACCAGCAGCCAUUAAAGCAUAACAGUAAACAGUACAAUAAUCUGAUCAAUGAAACAAAACAAAGAACACCAAAGGGUUAAAGGAAAUAUUUAUUCAUUCCUGCCACCAUUCAUCAUAUGAUAGCUUCCAGAGAAUGCAACCUUAAAGAGAGCAAAGCAUUAUCAUAUCAUAAAUACUUCUUCAAGAGAUACUGUUCUUUCAGAUAUAGAAGCUGAGCCUGCAAUCCUAUUCUUGCUUAAUUAGGGGUAACCCUCACUGAAUAAUACAGUGGGAUUUACUUCCAAGAAAACAAGCAAAUUAAUUAGAACUAGGAGGGAUAGUCCAUGCAUACAUACCUGGGACUAAGCCCCAUCGGGCACACUGAGACGUAACAUUUACAAGAGUGGACUGAAAAGCAAAUAAAUGUGAGUUUCCAAAACUGUUGAAAAGUCCUAAGCAUUUGUAUUGAACAACAUAAUAAUGAUAUACAUAAUUAAACAUGCCUAUGGGAUAUAGGAUGUAGUCUGUAAUACAGCCCAAGAGCUUCCUGCAUUAAGAAUUAAUAAUAAUAAAAUAGGUCUGAUGUGCUUCUGUCUAUAUACUCCUGGACUAGUACAUCUCACAUACAAGUGUAGUCUGCAUUGUGUUCUGUAAGGAGAUAAAAAAUGAGUCUCACAGCCCAUUUACUUCAGAUCACAUCUAUUAAAUAUAAAUGCUAUUCUGGUGCCUGGAAUACAAUUUAUGACCACAUAUAAACAUAAUCCAUGGUACCAGCCAGGAAAGUUGGAGAAAUCACCAGUUAUCACUUACCGUGGAAAUGAACAGUUUUGAACCAUCUAACAUAUCACGGCCACUUCAUUGUCUAUGGAAGCCGUUGUGGCAUGUAAGCAGUAAUAACACAAACAGGCCUUAAAUAUUGGUAUGUCUAUAGAAUCUAUGUGAACAUUUAUUUGUGUAACUAAAGAUAUUGCAUAUUUGGGUUAAUAGGUGCCAUCGCAUGCUGAAGAUUGUGGUUGCCCGCAACUUUGCCUAUUGACUUUGUAGGGGCCCAGCCCCACAAAUAUAUUUGGCUCCAGUGUUUGGGUUAGACUCCUCUCUUUGUGGCAUACCCUCAAGCUAAGUCAAAACGAGCUAUCCUUUAAUGUGCAUUAACUCGUUUUUUGUUUGUAUUAUCAGUUAGAUCAUGAAUGGUAAAAAGUAGCCCAGGGGUAGGCAACCUAAGGCCCAUGGACCGGAUGCGGCCCAAAUGCCUUCUCAAUUCGACCCAUGAACGGUCCAGGAAUCAGCGUGUUUUUACAUGAGUAGAAUGUGUCCUUUUAUUUAAAAUGCAUCUCUGGGUUAUUUGUGGGGCAUAGGAAUUCGUUCAUUCCCCCCCCCCCAAAAAAAUAUAGUCCAGCCCCCCACAAGGUCUGAGGGACAGUGGACCGGCCCAUGGCUGAAAAAGGUUGCUGACCCCUGAAGCAUAGGUGGCAAUGUUUCCCUUUUUAAAAGGGAAAUUCCCUUAUUCCGAAUAGGAUUCCUCACAAGAAAAGGGAAAAGUUGACAGCUAUGUCCUGAAGUAGCCUUUGCUCACUCUCUCAGAAAUGUCUGUUCACUUACCAUCGACCUUGUACUCUGCCCUUCCUAUGAAAAAGGUGGAUCCCAUGCUAGGGAUCGUCCAGAACAAGUUUGAAAUUAUAACUGCCAAUAUUGAAUGCCUGUAUACAUAUCUAUGGCGCAACCACGCUAGCAGUAUUGCAUACACUUCUGGUCAGCACAUCACUCGGAUAUUGUAGAGUUGGGCAAUGUUCAGAAAAGGGUAGCCAAAAGCAUCAUGGGGCUUUAGCAACUUCCCUAUGAGGAGUGGCCACAACAUUUGAGGCUUUUUAGUUUUUUUUUUUUUAAAAAAGGUAGAAGAGGUGAUAGAGGUGUAUUCAUUCAUACAUUCUGUGUGGAGCAAUUUAUAUAUUUUUUCUGUGGAGCAUCUCCGAGGGCCUUCUGGUGGUUCCCUCACUGCGAGAAGUGAAGUUACAGGGAACCAGGCAAAAGGCUUUCUUGGCGGUAGGGCCCUCCCAUCAGACUCAGGGAGACAAAGAACUACACAAUUUUAGAAGACAUCUGAAAGCAGCCCUAUAUGGGGAGGUUUUUAACGCUUGACAUUUUAUUAUGUUUUCAUAUUCAGAUGGAAGCUGCCCAGAGUGACUGGGGAAACCCAGCCAGAUGGGCGGAGUAUAAAUAAUAAAAUCAUUAUUAAUAUUAAGAAUUAUUAUAAUAUUUAUUUAUACCCUGCUUUUUCCCCUGACAGUUUACAGAUAAACUUAAGAAUUAUGGGUUUUCUUCCUGAGCAUGACAACAAUAAGCUCCGGGCAAGCUCAUUUCCUAUUUGGGGGCUUCCACGGGCAUCUGGUUAGCCAUUGCGAGAAACGGGAUGCUGGACCAAGAUAGGCCAUUGGUCUGAUCCAAAAAGGCUCUCGUCAUUGCGCUCUCGAAGUGCUCGGAAAGCUUCAGUUUCUGAGAUCUAAGUGGAUCAAGGGCUUUGGUCUUCCUUCGCCUUGUUCUGCGAAGUAGGUUUCUUCUGAGCCUCGCCAUCUCCUCCCCCUCUAGGCUUCCCGGCGUCUCCGUCGAGGGGACAGAGGCAGCUGGGGCUGCUCUCCUGCUUGCAGCGGGGCAGCACAGCAGCAGCAGCAGCAGCAGCAGCAGAGCGGAGGGGCGGCUCUUCCUGCUCGCGCUCCGCCUCCCUCCCUCGGCGCCGCCCUCGCCCCGUCAAGAAGCCAGGCGUGCCCAACCCGCGCCAGCGCAACGCAGUCACUCCAGGGCCACCAGCAGCGCCGGCGGGAAGCCACCUCGAGCUCCCUCACACACACGCAAACACGUCCUUCGGCGGCCUGGGAGUUUGCUCGAGAGCCUCUUCGCCCCUUUCACUCGGCCGCGGCUGGUGGCGCUUUGCCGGGAGGGUCGUCUCCACCUCCGGAGCCGUGUUGGGAUAACGUCGCCGUGUGCUUUGUGCGCGCGCCUUCGGCUGCCGCGCAAGGAUAUUUUUGGGGGGUGUCCACAAGCGGAGGCGCCUUUUGGACGCGGCGGAGUGCGGAUCUUCUUCGGCCAGGUGAGGGACCUCGAGCGAGGCCGCCGGGCGCGGCGCGGGAAACACAAGCCGGGAGACGGAGGGAGGGAGCACGAGGGAACCUGGGCUCGCGGAGGCUGGCGCGCGCGCGCGCUUCUCUGGGCUGGAGGGAGGCGCCUUCGGGCAGGCGGGCUCAGGUAACUGGCGACGGGGCGCAGGUGGGCGAGAGGGAAUUGGCGGGGGCGGGGGAGAGAAGACGGAGAGCGCCGUGCCCUUUCCCCCAGCCUUUCUGGCCAGGGAUUUGUCGUGCUCUGUGGGCCAGAGGCGCUAAUCGGUGCUUGUGGUGGAAGAGCAUCUCGCCAAGCCGGAUACGGGUCUUCUGCUCCGUGUGUUUCUCUGUCUGUCCGUCCGUCCGUCUGUCUGUCUGUCUGUCUCUCUCUCUCUCACACACACACGGUGGCCGUUUUCCUUUUUGUGUGGCUUGCAGCGCGGGCUCUCGUCGUAGGGAUGCCGGGCACAUCCCGGCGGAGCGAGGGAGCAGGCGUUGCUUUGCUUAGCGAGUAACAGGUCUUUCCGCUUUCCCGGAAGCUGCUUUGGAGUUCUUUCUGAACUGGGCUCUUGGGAUUUCGGCCAUCAGUUCUGCCUUGAAAAUGUUUGUGCUGGUGGGAAAUAACUGCUUCGGAAUCAAAGGUGAAAAUAUCCCUGGCCCGGCAAAACAGUUGUUUUGGCCUUAUCUCGCUUUUACUAGAGCAGCUCUUCUAAAAAUGCGUUGGUGUAAUUUUUUUUUGUUUGGAUUUGUGAUUGGGGUCCGUGAACUAGAAUAAUUCAGAUCUGACUUUGCAAGUCAGUUGAUCUCCAUGUGAUUAGAAGAAAGAGGAGAGGCGCAUAUAAGAUGAAAGGAGUUUGAAAAACAAACUUUUUAUUUAAAAAAAACCCCACUUUUAGUGUGUUCUUGUUGCUCACUCUGGUAAAUAUUUGGGCUGUUAAGAUCAAGUGUCACAGUAUUUGUACUGUAGUUUGAUCACUAUUUCUUUUUUGCAUAAAGUGUUGCAUGCAGAAGGCUUUUACCGCAUUAAGUCUUCAUUUCCGAUAUAAAUGAAUCUUGUAAUGCUAUUGAUCCACGUGCUAAUGGCACUUAAUGGAUGUUUCUUUGGAUAUGAGCAGGAUCAGAGAAGGAAAUUGUUGCCCUAAAAAAAUUAUGUCUGUAUGGGUCGUCCCCCCCCCAACAGCUAAAUGUCUUGCUGCAUUUUUGUGUACCUUUUGUGAGAGUGAAUAGGUUGUUUGUGUGGCAUAUUCACAUUAAUACUGGUUCACUGUUGAUUAGACUUUUAAACUUUAUUGUAAGAAAUUAAGUUGUUUAUAAUGUUGCUUUGAAAAGGACAAGGGGAUAAAAUCAUUAGUGAUCUUUUAUAGUUAGUAUUUUUAGUAUUUUAACGUUUUGGUCUCUGGUUACUAAAUGUUGAUCAUGAAUGCAUUAACUGCUUCUGGCUGACUUCCUCAUAGCCCUAAAAUGAAUUCUUAAUCCUGCUUGAAAUCACCUACACAUAAGUAAGUUUUUAGUUACCUGCUAGCUUGACCAUGUGUUUAUAAGGCAAAUGGAAAAGUAAGGCCUAGUUUUAUCCACAAAAAGCAUAUGCCUCCAGACUUGUUUUUUGGUAUACUAUGAUUUGCUAGAGAGUAACAACAAGCAACAGGCUGUUUAUCUCUUCACCUAUUCCCCUUCCCCCUUUAUAAAAAAUGUACCCAGAAGAUAUACCUAUGCAUACUUGUACAAUCGAGCACCACAUGUUACAUAUGGCUUUUCUUAAACAUGCUACAGUCAUGGCAGUAUGUAUGUAACUGAAACUUCUCCAGAAAAUGAAUGAAUGCAGGAAAAUCUUGCUUAAACAUCAGUAACACUUAUUUAUUUAUAUUUUACUGGAAGAAAUAUCAGCUAAUUAGUUGGGCAAGGGCUCUUCAUAUUCAUCGUUUAUGUAGAAGAUGCUUAUUUACAGGAACCCAUUUAGCUCAGGAGAUUUUGGUCAAUAAUAUCCAGUUUUAAUAUAAAAUGCAGUUGUAGCCAGUGCUGAACCUCAGGAAACUAGCCUCUGCCUCCAUAAACAAAGCUGUUUGAAAAGAAAGCUUCUCUUGAAGCUAAGAAAGCAUUGCUUGUUGCAAUUUGAUUUUUGAAAGAACUGUGUUAGUGGAGCUAUCAGAAAAAAAUGUAUUUUCGACUAGGAGGAGAGAGAGCCCAUGUAUGUUUGAAAACACACAGAGACCAGGAGUUCACCCAGUAUAAUUAAUAUAUAAAGUAUUUCAUACUUACCACAUAAAUUCUUUCAAGUUUAAAUAGCUCAUUAUAUAAACCUGAGGUUUUAAAAUUCUGUAUCAAUACAGAUUUCUAUAUGAGCAGACAACUUAAAGUGACACUAAAUUAAAAUGGAUUUCCACUUUAAUGGUCAGGGAUUUUAAAGACUUGUCAUAAGGGAGAAAAACCUAGGCCAUGUUCUUACCUUUUCAUGCCAGGUGUGGAAUUUGUAAGGGGGAAAAACCCUACAUUAAAAUUAACAGCAUUUUGAUCUGUUGGCUGAUAACCUCCUUACGCAAAGUACAUGAGGUGGAUACACAGAUGGAUUCCUGGAAACAGAUAACCAGUCUGAAAGAUAAGGGUUAAACCAACUCUGUGCCAAAGCAUUACUAUAAAACAUUUGUGCUCAAUUGUGACGAACUGAACAACGCCCCAUAAGCUUGCUUUUAUAGCCUUCUCUUUGAUCCUCUCUUGUUGAGUUAAUGUACUCAGGUCUUAUCACAAGUUCCAUCAACAGUAGUUUUAAGAGUUUUAGUCAGAGACCUCACAUUAUACUGUUCCUGACACUAUUAAAUAUAAAGUACGUUAUCAUUUCCCCUCACUGUAGUGCAGUUUGCUCUUGGUCUCUUUAAAUCCUUUAUCCCAACAAUAAUCAAAUAGUGUGUGCAUCAGUUAUGUGUGGGAGCUGAAUAAAGAAGCAAAUUAGAUUGAAGGGGGGGGUCUUGUUAAAACAUGAUGUAGGCAAUUGCCGCCCCACCCCCCAGUUUAGAACAGGGCCUGCACAGAGUGUCACUUUAUUUUCUAGGUUUUUAAACACAGAAUUACUAUGUCAUUGUAUAUCUAGUUAUCCUAGGUCUGUGGGCUUUGCAAUAAGUGAUGCUGUCCAGCAUGUUGCCUGCAGGGCACGGAAGACUCUGGGUUGUUCUUUGUUAAGCCCAGCAAUAGAGGUAUUUUUUAAAAAAAUAAUGAAAGUUAAGGUGUUAAAAAAAAAAUCCUUCAUUGUUCUGCUUUAACACAAACAAACCCAGAGCUCUUCAGAACUCCACAGGAGUGUUCUACAAAAGCAUCAUGAUUUAAAGCCUGUAUUGGAGUGGCCUAACAGAGGACACAGGCAAGGUCUGUAAGAUCUAUUGAAGGGCACCAGAAACUAGGCCCAAUGUGAAACUGCAGAGUUUUUAAAACUUUAGAAUCAAGAAUACACAUGACCCAACCACUUCUUAACUGUUCUAAGGUAAGAAAGAGCAAGAGAGAAACCCCUGCUCUGCUUUCAUAAGAGAUUAUGGAAGAAAAUGAAUGCCUUUUACUUUCCUCACAAAAAGCCCCCGGAUCUAUUUGUCUGCAAUUUGGCAAGCUUAAUCCACUCUGGAGGAGCUCCUGUACCUGUAAAUCUCAUCCACUUUGGCCAAAAUGAGAAAAGUUAUAGCUACUUUUAAGUUCUCCAUUAUAGUGAAUGGGGAAAUAGAGGAGCUAAAUUAUAGAUAUCUACAGUGGCGUGUACAGUUUGCCUGUGGAAACCCCUAGUAAAAUUUAUUUAUGAUGUGAAAAGUUGAUCAUUAGGUAGUGCUGGGGAAGAGCAGCCCAAGGGCAAGGCUCACAUUUUCUCUAGAGUCUAGAGCCAAAAGUGGGGUGGGGGGUGGCACAGACAACACCACUGCCCAAGGCUGAGCUUGAAACAUGGGUAGUUAGUCAGGGCGGCCUACUUACAUUUAGUAGGACUAAGAAUUAAUGGAGGCUAAUAAGAAUUGGCUCUGGUUUUAUUUCACUUCAGGCCUGUAGGUUGUAUAGGCCUGAUUGGAUAAUUGGAGCAAGUGAGUACAAAAUUGGUGUUUGAGUUGGUAGGAAACUAGAGUGUACCUUUUCUAAGGCUAACAAAAAUAUGGAACUAGGUCCGAUAAAAUAUAUCUGUUCUAAAGUAAUUGUUUUAAUGAAGAGUGAUGACCCUAAGGAAACUUAUAUGGAAGUCAAUUCCACUAAUAGCUGGGAGAUUCUCUAACCAAAUGGAUGUGAUUAGGAUGAGGUGCUGCUUGCUGUGUCAUUACUCUCUAACAAUUCUUUAGUUUUCAAAUGACUAUCAGUAUUAAGUUCCAACAGUAUUCUUUUUAUAUGAUCUCAUACUGUGAACAAAAAAAGGAGGGGAGAUUUUAGAAAGAAUUGAAAACAGUAUUAAAACCUUUUUUUCUUGUUUGAUCUAUGUGUACGCUUACUUUUAUGGAUUUUUGGGAAAGCUCACUUAAGGCCAUGCAUACUUAAGUAUUCAGCUGUUCAUGAUGAGUGGAUGAUGAAUAAUACCAUCUUUAGAUAGCAAUAGCAUUUUAUAGUGUUUCAGUAAUAAUUUAUAAUUCAGACAGUCUAUACUUUUGCCAGAAGCUGAAGGGAGUCAUUCUACAUAAAACAGAGAGAUUUCAUCAGUAGAAAUGAAGUAGAGCAAAAAUGAAAUAUUGUGUUCACAACAAUCUUGUGACAUAGGUUUGGCUGAGAUGCUGUUGACUUACCCAAGACCACCCAUUGUGUUCAUGGCUGACUGGUGAUUUAAACUUGUAUUUCACAGUGCCAUACCAAAGUCCAGCCACUGAGCCAAAAUGCCUCCCUAUUUCAUAAUCCUUAUUAUAAGUUAAAUACUAGGCAGCAUCAACGUAACCUUUAUAGCGUACAUGUCAAGAUGCUGUUGUAGCGAUUGGUAUUUUGGUGUUUGAUGCCUAGUCUUCUCCCACAGUGAGUACUUUGAUGGUUGCACCCAAUUGUGUAUAAUGAUCUUUAAAAAUAAAAAAAUGUUCCGUGUUGGUAGAACAUUAUGUUGCAACUUGUAAGUUAAAAUAGCCAAGUCUGACAUACUGAUUGUUGGAGUUUUGGAUUGGUCAGUGACACACCCUCCACCCACCAAGCCAUAUCACAUACAGCUUGGCAAAUUACCCUCUUUCAAAAUAUUUCUGUGAGGUGGGGUGAUGUUUGAAAGCUAGUUGUGUAACUCUUUGGAGUUGGGACAUUAAAGUUUAAAAGAACGUUUUAAAAUAAUAACUUUUGAUUUGCUUCUCCUAUGUUCUCCCUUCUGAAUGAAGGAAAUUGGUGACAUUCAUGUAUGACCUUUGUAAACUGCAGCAGAUAGACUGUUCAUGCAUGAGCCAAAAGCGUUUUCCCCCCUGUCAACAAAUAGCUCUCAUAUAUAUAAUCUUUUCUCAUUUUAGAUGAGUGACUUUGGAAUCAAAAACAUGGAUCAGGUAGCACCUGUGUGCAAUGCAUAUAGAGGACUGCUCAAGGUGAGUUGUGAAAAACAAACAUUUUCAGUAACACUUUAAUUUUGCAUGCAUGAAACUAUUUUUACAUGCUAUAAGCAAUAUACUUCUAUUCCAGCUAAAAACUAACAUUUUCAGUAACAGUGCAGUAAAGACUAUUAGUUUAAUUCGAUGUUGUGUCAUUUGCAUAUAGGCUUUCUACAUUUGAAAAGAGAAUAACAGAAACUGUUUUCUUAUUUGCUAUGCAAUUUGAAAGCCAAAUCCUGCCUGGUGAUCUCACCAAGACAGGUGUAUAAAAUAAAUGCACUGUUGAGAUAGCCAAAAGCUUAAUGUGCUGGUGUCAAGUAGCAUUUUAAUGUACAGUUGAUUGUAUUUACACCCAAACUGUCCUGUAGUUUAAAAAUUCAAAGUCCUCUAUGAGAAGUGCUUUGUCUUUUGUUUUGGCUUACUGUGACAUCAACAACUAAUGUCUCUUUAAAAAUUCCACUAUUGAUUUCUUUCAAUACUGCGUGACAUUCAAUCCUUUGAGGGAAUCGGAGACAGAAUAAUUUAGCAAAAUGAAGCUAUGUCUUAAUUUAGCAAUAAACUGUUCAAGGUUGUAUUUUUACUUAGUUAAGACAAAAUAAUAUAAGUGUAGGCAUUAUGGAAGAUGCUUGCUAACCUUUUCUUGGCUGGUAGGCCGGUCACAAACAAUAUUGAAGGCAUAUUGGUUGACUUACGUUGGCCUUCUGGGCACAGUUCCAACAUUGUACAACUGUUCCUCAUUUGUUCAGGAUUUUUAUGUGUCUAUGCUUUUAACGUGCUCGUUGUGCUGUUUAGUUUCAUAUUCAAAACAUUUUUUUCAGUACAGCAUGCCUUUUACUCACUCUUAAUUCUGCUGCAUUUUUUCCAGUGACUCAGUACAAGGGUCACUUGUUUACACAAAACACAGGAGUUUCCAGAUUAUGUUGAAAGUGUUGACUCAGAUCUUUUAUCAGUUAACAUUGAAAGAAUUUAUGUUGUUAGAAGGCUAGACAGCUGGCUUAUUAUUAAUCAUUUCAUUUGUACAGCAACUUGCUCAAGUUAAGUUCUUAAAGCUGAAUUUUCUUAUUGGAGUAAUGUCUAUAUGAACAGUUUCUUUGUUCUAGACUGAAUCACAUUGGCUAAAUUAGUGUUGGGCUAAAACCAGCCAUUAGAGGCACACAUCUGAGAGACGUACUUUGUGCUGGCUUUUCCACCCUGUGAUAUGCUUUUUUGAAUUUAAAGGGUGAAAUCAGUAGCAGUGUAUUAGAGAAGUUACCCAAAACUGGCACCCAGACUUCAUAGAUAUGCUGCUUCCCUGACCAUUUGAAUACAAAUAUAUUAAUAAAAGCAGUAGAAAGUCAAACACAUUGUUCUUGGAAGUCUAUCUUAACACCUCAACAAGCUAACCAUUUUAAUAAUGUGAAAACAUUUCAGUGAAUGGCUAUGUUUGUGAGUUAAUAGGUGAAAAAAAAUAGUGGAAUGUAUCAAAUCUUUUAUAUCAGACUUGCUUUACAAUGGCUGCUACAAAGAUGGUAGUGUUGUAUUCUCGUGUGUGUGUGAUUUUUGUUUUAUCAAAUAGGUGCUUAUACAUAUUAUACACAAUUAUACAAGAAAGGUUAGUGUGCAGUUUCUGUAUAUCAGUAUGCAGUUAGUGUGCACUUCAUAAAACUAUUCUGGUGAAUAGCUUCAUAAAAAGGAAGUUACUUAGGAAAGUAAAUAAUUAUAAAACCUCAGAUUACUGUUCAGAUUUCAUGUGUGUCUCCCAUUGUUUUCUAGAGUCUAGACCAUACCUAUUCCCCCCUUAAUAGAAUUUAUAGUGCUGUGUGGUCAUUCAAAUGCGAAUAGUGCUUCAUAAAAUAAAGCAAAUCCUUUAAAAUAAUACCUAAACCUUUGUUAAUUCAAAUUUCAGAUUGUGCUUUUAAAAUGUUGCAAGGAUAUGCUCCAUGACAUUAUGAAUCUGAAGAUGCUUUUGUACUACUGCUACAGCUUUUAGUAAAUCAGGAAAUCCAACGUCAAUCCUUUGUAUGUACUUAGUCAGUUUCAAGGGAAAUGAUACUGACUAAGAAAGGGCUGCUUAACAUAGAAUGGAACUGUUAAGAUUCCUGGAACAAUGAGUUACAUAACCAUAUCACAUUUGCUCUAUAAACUUGUGCGUGUACUAAAAUAUCCAAACUGAACUUCUUGUAUUUUCUUUUUCAGCGGCAGCCUGCAUUUGAUUGCUUUGAAGGUGCAAAUUCUUUGUUUACUGGAUACUUUCCCUCAUUAAAUGAAGAUCAGACAGUCCAGGAAGUGCCAACAGGCCUUGAUUCUAUUUCUUAUGGUAAAUACCAGUUUAAGAAAUGUAACACCACUGUCAUGCUAGUUAAUAGAAUGGAAUACUCUAAACAGGAUGUGGUCUGAAGUCACCUGUAUGUAGAAUUAGAGAAGGCGCAAUCUGUGGACAUCUCCUAUUAUUCAUAAUAGGAUAGCGUUGAAGCAAAGUCAUUGCUCAUGUGUAGCUCCUAUUAAUUUGAGUACAGUGGAACCUCGACUUACAUACGACUCGUCUCGCGGACUUUCCAAGUUGCGUCCACGGCAAACCCAGAAGUAAACACCGGGUUUGCCGCGAUUCACUACUGCCGAAUGCACAUUUGCACAAGACGCCUCUUCUAGCGCACUGUUUUGACCAGCAGACAGACCUCCGGAACUGAUUAUGUCUGUAAGUAGAGGUUCCACUAUAGUGCUUAUGAGGGAAAUGUCUUGGUAGAGUUGGGCACAGGUAUACCCCUCGUAAUAUAAAUUUAAAAUUCUCAGUCCAGAUUGUGCAUGUGGCUCCAUUAGCUUGAGUAGCAAAGUACAAAGAUGUGCAUAGUUAUUGGAAUUAAUGGCGAAGCCAUUACAAGCAAAGGAGCACUAUGACUGCUUUCUUGGUCCUAGGCUUGAAACUGAUCAGGAUGCAAAGUUCAUUUAGUUCUUCUGAUAAUGAAAGUAGUAUUUUACUCUGAAAGUCACACUGGCAGGUAGCCUAUCAGUAAAUGAAUUCAGAUAGUUCGUCAGAGCCCCAGUUGCAGCAACACUGUUCUUGCCAUAAUAGUGCUGUACACCUGACGAAAUAGUCAAUAGAACAUAGAUAAGCGAAGUAUUGUGGUUUUGAAAUGAUUAUAACUCUGUAUACCAAAGGCAAACUCUUUCUUACAAAAAGCGAGUUAAAAUCAUUGAUAGCAAUGCUGGUGAUCCUGUCCUGAAGGAAUGCAGAGCUAAAUAACAAGUUCGGAAUAAUUACUAUGUUUCUGCAAACAAUUCUAAACACGGUUACUUUAUGUUCUUUUCUAGUGUUGAAAUAUUGCUAGUCUCUUCUAAUGCCACGUCGCUGGCAACUUCUGUAAAGAAUACAGUUGGGUCCAAAAUCUAUAUUAAUAACAAAGCAUUGCUGCAGUUGAGAAAGAAGAAACUUAAACAUUUCCCCCCUUUCCCUUUUCUAAAGUAUUGCAACUCUUCUGCCUUUCAGAAUCAAACAGCUGUGAAUUGCCUCUCUUAACCCCAUGCAGUAAGGCUGUGAUGAGUCAGGCCUUAAAAGCAACUUUCAGUGGUUUCACAAAGGAACAGCGCAGACUGGGUAUUCCAAAUAGUAAGUACUUUAUUUCUAAUGCAAAAGACUACACUGAUUAGCAUUAGAAAGGUAGUUUUACCAGUAAACAAAAUGAGAGUUUCUGAACUAAACUAAAUGCUUGCAAAUGAUCUUUUGAGGAUUGUAGCCUGAGCUUGGUGUAGGUUUAGUUUACUGGAUGCUUCUCAAAAGAAUAUAUGGAGAGGCGUUAGUAAAAGAGGCAGCAGCCAGUAGGCAUAAGUGUGUGUCCUGCAGAGAGUUUCCUUAAUGUUAAUUUGUUUGUCUUGCUCCUUGCAGAUCCGUGGUUAUGGUCACAUCAUCAGGUGUGCCAGUGGCUUAUCUGGGCCACCAAUGAAUUUAGUUUGGUAAAUGUGAACUUUGAGAAGUUUGCCAUGGAUGGGCAAGAGUUGUGCAGACUGGGAAAGGAGCACUUCUUGGAAUUGGCACCUGAUUAUGUGGGUGAUAUUCUCUGGGAACAUCUGGAUCAAAUGAUAAAAGGUAAAUAAGUCUAACCAGAGUAGUGGCAUGAGCCAGGAAACAUAUGACAAGUUUUGUUUGGGGGCAGUGGAUGGUAAACUUGCAAAAGUAAAUGCUAAACUUUUUGUUAAGUGUUAUACAAAUGUCACAUGUUGCCUUUUAACAGAUGAAAGCAAAUUCCCCUGUCCAAAAUGUAUAAACAAAUACUUUUUCUAUUUCCAGACAGUGAAGAAAAGCCACAAGAUCAGUAUAUGGAAAACGCCCAUCUCACUUCAUCCAUGCACUGGGUCAACAACAACACAUUAGGUAAGUAUCUUUAAUUAGGCUAAUUACAACAGUUAAGGAAAGCUGGAAAGACUGAAUUUCCUUUUGAUGUCAGUAGAUAGCCAAUUUCAUACCUGUGCUGUACAGAGUAUACACCCUGGAUGAAAUUGCAUGUGCAUAUUCAGCAAUCUACAGAAAGUUGCUUUAUAUACCUUUUACUUUCAGACGGGUGAGGGAGGUAGUCAGGUUAUUUGGGGAGGGGUGUAUGUUUUUUUGCCAGGAACUGGUGAUAAAUGGAAUGGAUAUGCUUCAAAAUGCUGAUGUGUUAGGACUAGAAACUUAAAGGAAAAACCCCAAUAUAUUUGCCUGGGGAGAGGUGAGAAGGUUAUAGAUGCCAGGGGAGAUUGAGUUGACCAAUUGUCAUGUUUGGCAUUUGACAUUGUGCUAACAAGUGUUAGGGCCAUACAUGCAUUGCUCUACUUGACCUCUGAUACUGUUCUAGGGGAGUCUGCAAUGAGUAUUAUAAAAACAAAUGUGCAUUUCCCCCCCAGGUAUUAACAUAGAACAAGCACAGUAUUGUGCUCAGGUACCCAGCUAUCCAAAAGCCCUCAGCUAUCCAAAAUCCAGCCUUUUGGAUGACCUAUGUCAGACAUCUGUUGGACCAAAUGUAGUUAACCUAAAACAAGAAUAUCAGAUGUUUCCUAAAGCACAGUUAGAAACUGUCAAUGUGAACUACUGCUCCAUGAACCAGGACUUCGCAAGAAACAACUUGAACUUGAUGUUGGAUAACUCUGGUAAGAUUGCACUUCCCUAUGAUCCCUUGUUGUUCAUAAUGCUUACAGUAUAGAAGAUUCCGAGAAAUAAACAUUAAUAUAAUACAGUUCCUAACAUGUGCUCUAGCAAUUAUGUAUUUAAAAAAACCCAAGCUUAUUGUUUCUGAGUUAGCAACCCAACUUACCUCUUUAUUACUCAACCACAAAUCAUUAUUUUGAGAUGCUGAGAACUCAUAGUGCCUUUUGAUAGGUCAACGGAGUACAGUACAAUUUGUUAAAGAAAAAAAGAAAAAAACCCUGCCUUGUUAAGCUGUUGGCAACUAAGCUAUAAAUUUCAUAAGCUUACUUACUUAAUUAAUUAUUUCUGUGCUGCCCUUCACCUGAAGAUCACAGGGCGAUUUACAAUAUAUAAACAAAAAUGCAUACCAUAGUAACAAAGAAAAAGGGCCUCAUAUGAUGAUUACAGGGACCAGGUUGUUUCAUAUGAGAAGUGGUUCUUGAGGUGUUGCAGUCAAUUUCAAGUGAUGUGCUGAUCUAUUAAGUAAAACCCUUGGAUUCAAAGUAGUAUUCUUACUGACUACAACUGGGCAAAAUUGACGGACUUAAACAUAAUCUGAACUACGAUGGAUUGCAACCUCUGUAAUUUGAGUUCUUAAUUGGUGGAGUGGGGGCAGACUAACUGUUAAAAAGAAAAGAGAUGAAACUAAGCUGCAUUCUCAUUGGCUUGCUGCACUGAAUUAAGGACUCAGCUAGACUGGCAAAGGAAAAUGCGAUUGAUAUGCGUUGUAUAUGCGAUAUAACAUUGUGCCACCUGUUUUCCCUGUUUAAAUUUACAACGCAUUUAACUGAAACGCUUCUUUGAUGUGUCUCGAUCCAGCCUAAGAUUGCAGUUUUAAGCCUGUAUUCUCAGCCUCAUCCAUUCAAACCCGGGUGUUCCUAGCAUUUCCAUUUUUUCAGCUGCAAUACUAAUACAAAGAAAAACUUGAGUGAACCCAAACUUGUGACUUUUCCACACUUUCAGGUAAACCUAAAGAGCAUGACUCAAGUGACAGUGGCACAGAAAGUUAUGAAGGCUCAGAUUCAUUGCUGCAGUCUUGGAACAGCCAGUCCUCGUUGGUGGAUGUCCAGCGUGUGCCAUCUUAUGAGAGUUUUGAAGAUGACUGCAGCCAGUCCUUGUGUCUGAACAAACCCACAAUGUCCUUUAAAGACUACAUUCAAGAAAGGAGUGACCCUGUGGAGCAAGGGAAACCAGUUAUACCAGCAGCAAUUCUAGCUGGGUUUACAGGCAAGUACUACAAUAUUUUCCUUGACCUUUUUUGUUUUUUGCCUCUGGGGCUUUUCUGCCCCUUCACCGAUUGCAUAAUGCCCCGUGAGGGUGCGUUUUUAUUUAGGUGAAAUGACGACAGAGGUAGCCAUUACAAAUGUAACUGGAGCAAUAUUGGACUACCGUCAAAAUAAAGAUUAAUUAAAGCCACUAUUGGUACACUUUUCUGUGUGUAUGAAAGCUAAAUGAAAGCAGAAUUCAACAAUUCUUUUGUGCCCAGUGCAAGUUCUUUUCUGAAAUCCAUGUUUCAGAUGAAAUUCAAUUGUUGGGGUGGAUUUCAGAGUGAAACAUAAGGGAUACUGCAAAGUAUAGCCAACAGUUUGGAGAGCAGGAAGUUUCCUUCAAGUUGUUGCCAUGAAUUUUUUAAGAUUGGGAAUCCAGAUCUACUGUAAGAAAAUCCUGUUAACUACAGGUGUAUAUUUUAUUUUUUCUGAUUCAACUUCUGGUGUCAUAUUUACCUUUACCCAGGAAGACUUUAGUUAUACUAAGCAAUUAUACUAAAAUCCUGAGUGCUAGUCUCUUUAACACAUUAAUUUAUGUAUGACAGUAUACAAUAAUUUUAUCUUAUCUUGGUAUUAACAGGUAGUGGACCGAUACAAUUGUGGCAGUUCCUUUUAGAGCUUCUAACUGACAAAUCGUGUCAGUCAUUCAUUAGCUGGACUGGAGAUGGAUGGGAGUUUAAAUUAACAGAUCCAGAUGAGGUUAGUAGUUCAGUUGUCAUGAAUAGAAAUUGUUUGGCGCCUACUCUUAGGUGGAGCUAUGAGGAAGGACAGCCUGUACUCUGCACCUUAAUAUAAGCAGUAUUAACUAGAUGUAUAAAACUUGUUUCCCAUGUAUAGUUUGUUGGCCAGCUUGCUUUUUUUUAAAAGACAUACGGUAACUCUGAACCAGGAUAGGAACAUUAUAUGAGAAUGAGAGAAUGAAUGAAUUCUAUUAGGUAUCAAGUGGUUGCUUCAUGAUUUAAAUUCUUUCAGUUAUAAAAAUGCUGCAGCAAAGUUAAUUUGUUGAAGCUUUUCACUUCAGAUAUACUCAUAAUUCUCAUAAUUCAAGCGUGACUUGGAAGUAUUUCAUUAUUUAAAACCUCCUUUUUUUGCAACUCUCUAGAUGCCCUAGAUGUCUUUAGCUAUUCAUUAAGCUUUUAAGGAUUAGCCAUUUCAUUCCACCUUUCCCUUUUGAACUUGUUCCUAGUAUGCUCCAGUUAACUUGGCCUUGUGGAUGUGCUAGUGUUUAAAGAACAUGGCAUUUGGAAUAAUCUAAAUGACUCCAUUCCUAAAAUCCAGAUUUUCAGAGGUUGCCUUGAAUAUUAAUAACUCUUACCACAUUUUUCUCCUUUAAGGUCGCACGGCGAUGGGGCAGAAGGAAAAACAAGCCCAAAAUGAACUAUGAGAAGCUGAGCCGCGGCCUCCGCUAUUACUAUGACAAGAACAUCAUACACAAGACUUCAGGGAAGCGCUACGUAUACCGUUUUGUAUGUGACCUACAUAACCUGUUGGGCUAUACAGCAGAGGAGCUGCAUGCAAUGCUAGGAGUGCAGCCAGACACAGAAGACUGA